Triticum turgidum subsp. durum (durum wheat) is the source of this 1236-nucleotide messenger RNA. NCBI's taxonomy places the organism in Eukaryota, Viridiplantae, Streptophyta, Magnoliopsida, Poales, Poaceae. The record is from the annotation of a GenBank genome assembly.
AUGCGAGCCCGCCCAGUUCGUGGCCUCUCUGCCUGCUGCGGUCUUGCGCCAAGCGCGCCCGAGCUCGCUCGCUCUUGUUCGUGGGGCGUCCGCAGGAGUUUGUUUGGUCGUUUGAUCAUGGACCCCUUUCACGGCAUUGUGAAAGAGGAGGAAUUUGACUUCGCCGGAGGUGCUGCUGAUGGAUACUCGCCGUCUUCGUGGGGCUCAUCCCCGUCUUCCUGGGGCUCUUCCCCAUCUUCGUGGGCCGGCGACGGCGCCUUGGCGGAGCUGCCGCGGCCGAUGGACGGCCUCGGCGAGGCCUGCCCUACCCCGUUCCUGAACAAGACGUACGAGGUGGUGGACGACCACAGCACGGACACCAUCGUGUCAUGGGGCGUCGCCGGGAACACCUUCGUGGUGUGGGACGCCCACGCCUUCUCCAUGGUGCUCCUCCCCCGCUACUUCAAGCACAGCAACUUCUCCAGCUUCGUCCGCCAGCUCAACACCUAUGGGUUCAGGAAGGUUGAUCCGGACAGGUGGGAGUUCGCGGCGGAGGGGUUCCUGCGGGGGCAGAAGGAGCUGCUGAAGACGAUCAGGCGGCGCCGGCCUCAGUCGUCGCCGGCGGGCACGCCGGCGCUGCUGCAGCAGGGGCAACAGCAGGGUGCGUGCCUGGAGGUGGGGCAUUUCGGGCCCGAGGGCAAGGUGCAGCGGCUGCAGCGCGACAAGGGCACCCUGAUCGCGGAGGUGGUGAAGCUGCGGCAGGAGCAGCAGGCGACGCGCGCGCAGAUGCAGGAGAUGGAGGCGCGCCUGGCCGCCACGGAGCAGAAGCAGCAGCAGAUGACGGUGUUCCUGGCGCGCGCCAUGAAGAGCCCCAGCUUCCUGCAGAUGCUGGUGGAGCGGCAGGACCAGAGCCGGCGGAAGGAGCUCGCGGAGGCGCUCCUCUCCAAGAAGCGCGGCCGCCCCAUCGAGUACCUCCUCCCCCGCAACGGCGAGAGCAGCUACGGCGCCCCGGCGCGAGGCUACGGCCCCGGGCUCGCCGACGGCGGCGAGGGCAGGCGCGCGGACGGCGAGGACACGGAGAGCUUCUGGAAGGAGCUGCUGAGCCUGGGCCUGGAGGAGAGGCAUCGGGAGGCAGGCGGGGGCGGGGGAGGGGAGGCGAGCGGCGCCGAGGUGGACGACGACGUGGACGAUGAGGUGGACGAGCUGGUGCAGAGCCUCUACCACCUCAGCCCCAACCGGCCCCGCAGCUACCAGUGA